Messenger RNA from Chrysoperla carnea, 910 nucleotides. It is a transcript of the gene qvr, whose product is annotated as protein quiver. The record is from RefSeq and is a predicted model, not a curated record. NCBI's taxonomy places the organism in Eukaryota, Metazoa, Arthropoda, Insecta, Neuroptera, Chrysopidae. The coding region runs from base 103 to 621 and encodes 172 amino acids. Gene Ontology annotation, biological process: positive regulation of voltage-gated potassium channel activity; regulation of synaptic transmission, cholinergic; sleep. The transcript is spliced from 4 exons.
AUGAUGUGGAUGAGACACGUUAUUUUUUAUCAAUUAAUUUUUUGCUAAAAUUUAUCUAACAAACAAUAUUUUAAAUGUUUUCAAAUUGGAUUAUUGAACAAAAUGAAUUGGAUUUUGUUCGUGUCUGUAACAAUACUACUACUUGCUGUUGUAAUACCAUUAACAAUUGCUGAAUGCCAAACACGUCAAAUAUACUGUUACGAAUGCGACAGUUGGACCGAUUUACGAUGCAAGGAUCCAUUCAAUUAUACAGCAUUACCACGUGAUCAACCGCCAUUAAUGACAUGUAAUGGAUGUUGUGUAAAAAUGGUUAGGCAUGCUAAAUCUGGUAAGAAUAAUUCGUUCGAGGUCGUUCGAAGGACGUGUACAUCACAACUGCAGAUAAAUCUCUUUAUGGUAGAUCAUGUGUGCAUGAUGGAAAGUAGCGGAUCGGGCCACAUGUGUUUCUGUGAGGAGGAUAUGUGUAACAGGGUGCCAGCACUGCAUACCAACACACAUAAACAUGGCCUGCUCUUACUAGCCGCAGUCCUCGCCGCCUUGUAUAUGCCCGUAGUCCUAGCUACUAGUACCAGUCUAAGCGGACCAUACUACCAUAGUGAAGCAUGCUCAGUAGUGCGGUAGAUUUUUGGAAUCCUUAUCCUAUUUUUGUUUGUUUUUUUUAUAUCCUUUUUAAUUUCCAUUGCACCUUCCAAUAUUUGUCACAGUGUGAUAACGUAAUGUUAUUGGAACGGUGCAAAUAAAUUGUUCUGCUCAUCGAACGCAUCAAAAUCAUCAAACUUAUUUUUAUACUCAUAAAAUUAAAUAAAACCAAAAAGUUUGAUAAUUUUGAUGAAAAUAAAAUCAUUCCAAAACGUCUAUAAGUAAAUCCUUACUUAUUGAUAUUUUUAAAAAUAUAUUCAAUGCAUUUUAA